AUGCCUCCCGCAGCUCACACCCCGCCACAAAACAUGGCCUUUACUCCUCAAGGCGCUCCAUUACGGCGCAGGACAGCACCAGGAUCCGCCUCUCGCCUCUCAGCCUCCUUCUCCCUCAACCCAGCAGACUCGGACAUGAGCCUCUCGGACAUGUCCAUCAACCUCAUGUCCCCCUCCAAGGGUCGCGCCGCCUUCCUCUCAGAGCAAGGCCACAUGGGCAUGGCCCAGGUCUCUCCUCGAAUCCGCUCGCCCCUCACUCGUGCAGGCCCUUCUCGGCCACCACCUGGCUCAGAGCCGCGUCCCACCACCCGUUCCCGCUCCCGCUUUGCAGGCGACGAGACGACCGAGGCAGACGAGGACGAAGAAGACGAGGACGACCGCUGGGGAAUGAUUGACUCGAUGCGGGUGUGGCGCAACGACGCCAUCAUUCACCACCUCUACGAGACGGCCAUGUUCUGGGGCGACAAGAUCCUCAGCUGGACAGGCGACUCGACCGAUGCCUUCUGGGUCGCGCAGGCGUACUUUCUCACGGGACACUACCUCCAAGCUGAGCGCUUGUUGACAGACCCCCGUCCACCACCACGCCAGCGUGGCGACAAGGGCAAAGCCAAGGCGCCCGAGGACGACGACGACCAAGGUCUCUUGCGCCGCCUCAUCGACGACCACCUCGCGUGCCGCUCGCUCGCGGCACAAUGUCUCAUCGCUCAAGAAAAAUACCAUGAAGCACUCGAGCUCAUUGGCGAGAGCAACCCGUUCCGCGAGGUUGGGGCUACCAGCCGGCCAGGGACCGACGGUGUCAAGCUGCACUCGGCAAUGUGUCACACCCGUGGCAUCCUUCACCUCCGUCUCUCGAGUCUCGAGCGCGCCAAGGAGUGCUUUAUCGAGGCGCUCAUUAUCGACGUCAAAAACUAUGACGCGUUCAGAGAGCUUGUUGAGGGCCAGAUGAUGUCGGCCACCGAAGAAUGGGAGUUUAUCAACAACCUCGCAUACCGUCAACAGCUCGCAAACGAGGAGGCCGACUUUGUGCGAUUCAUGUACAUCUCCAAGCUGCGAAAAGACGCACACGUCUCCGAGAUUGCCGCCGCCCGCAAGCAGCUCGUCGAAACGUACCAACUAGACGACAACUGUGACGUGCUGGUCGGCCUCGCCGAGGAGCUCUUUGCGCGCUACAAGUGGGAGGACUGCUAUGUGGUCACGUCAAAGAUUCUGGCCCGCAUGCCUGGUCACCCUGGUGCUCUCCCCCUGCACUUGGCGUGCAUGCACCACAUCCCGCGCCUACACUCGUCGCUGUUCAUGCUCGCACACGACCUGGUCCAGCAGGAGCCACAGGCUGCCUCGACGUGGUAUGCUGUCGGCCUGUGGUACUUUUCCGGCAAGCGGUGGACCGAGGCCAGGCGGUUCUUCUCAAAGGCCAACUUGAUCGAUUCACGCUUCGCUCCAGCCUGGAUCACGUUUGCGCACGCGUUCGCAUGGGAGGGCGAGCAUGACCAGGCUAUCACAGCAUACUCAACUGCCGCAAGGCUCUUUCCAGGAUCCCAUCUCACACUCCUCUCCAUCGGACAAGAGCACUUGCAACUCUCGCAGUCAGCCCUGGCUGAAGAGUACUUUCGCGCUGCAGCCGCGAUCCACUCGUCCGACCCGCUCUUGCUUAACGAGCUCGGUGUUGCCGCGUACAACCGCGACGACUUUUCCGCCGCCAUCGACUUCUUUGAGCGCGCGAUCGCUGGUGCGGGCGAGAUGCAGGGCUCGGCAGCGGAAUGGGCCGCCACGCACUGUAACCUGGGACACGCGCUGCGCGUGCAGCGGCGCUACACCGAGGCCCGCGCGGCGUAUGCGGCCUGCAUCCGUCUUGAUCCGACCAACUCGACUGCCUACGCGUCCCAAGCCAUGCUGUCGCAGCUGGAGGGUGACGUCCGCACGGCUAUCAGGCUGUACCACUCGGCGCUCUCGCUCUCGCCGCAAGACCCCGUGGCCACCAUUCUCCUCGAGAUGGCUCUCCUCGAGCAAGUCGAGGCGCACGACCCAACGACUCUCCCAGGCCUACCUGCUGCGAUCGCGCGCACCGACCUCGACCCGUUCUCGGUGCCCAAGGGCAACGCCGCGUUCGGCCCCUUGCCCGUAGAGGCUGACCCGGCGACGCUCGACGAGGCUGGCGAGAGCGUCGACCUGAGCUUGAGCGCAGGGUCGACAAUUGGAACUCUGGCAGGUGGUGGAGCGAGCACGUCCCGUGCCAGGGGGUACAGCAUUUCGACGACCGCAAAUGCGAGCUACAGGACUCAACGGUACCCGGACACGACUUUCAACGAGUCGAGUGCAAUGGAUAUCGAGGAGGACUAG
Messenger RNA from Apiotrichum porosum, 2337 nucleotides. RefSeq names its product anaphase promoting complex subunit cdc16 (gene CDC16). Lineage: Eukaryota; Fungi; Basidiomycota; Tremellomycetes; Trichosporonales; Trichosporonaceae. Bases 1 to 2337 code for a protein of 778 amino acids. Gene Ontology annotation, molecular function: protein binding. The record is from RefSeq and is a predicted model, not a curated record. Gene Ontology annotation, biological process: cell division. The transcript is spliced from 4 exons.